CGUGCUCUGUUGUAGGGGCUGUCUUGGUCUCGGUGUUUCGUCUGAGCCUACUGCUUCCGGUGACUGGAGAAAGGUGGCGAAGCCUUUUCGUCGUCAAGGCGACGUUGCUGUUCAGGGCUUGAUAGUGUUGCAAGGAUGGUGAAUGUCUUAAAAGGAAUACUUAUAGAAUGUGACCCAGCAAUGAAGCAGUUCCUGCUGUACUUGGAUGAGUCCAAUGCCCUGGGGAAGAAGUUUAUCAUACAAGACUUGGAUGAAACACAUGUCUUUGUAUUAGCUGAGAUGGUUAACUGCCUUCAGGAGAAAGUGGGAGAGUUAAUGGACCAUUUCCCUAUUACACAGAAAUAG
Messenger RNA from Gekko japonicus, 345 nucleotides. RefSeq names its product general transcription factor IIH subunit 5 (gene GTF2H5). Gene Ontology annotation, biological process: transcription initiation at RNA polymerase II promoter; nucleotide-excision repair; transcription by RNA polymerase II. Gene Ontology annotation, cellular component: transcription factor TFIIH core complex; transcription factor TFIIH holo complex. Lineage: Eukaryota; Metazoa; Chordata; Lepidosauria; Squamata; Gekkonidae. The record is from RefSeq and is a predicted model, not a curated record.